CCGGUUGACCAUGUGUUUAAUUUCAUUGCGUUUUUUGCUAUUAUUUCGGACUAAUUUCUUUUGGACACACUCUGUGAGCGGGUGGUUGGGGCAGCGCGUGAAACAGCAGUUGUGAUGAAAUUAUUUGAGGAGCUAAGCGAAGUGGAUAGUUCUGUGGAGUGUUCGUGCGACUUACUCUCACAGCAAUUGCGACAACACAAACUGCGAAUUAGAAUUCUUGGCAUGAUUGAUUUGAAUAAACGACUUUCUUUCCUGAUUUUUGGUGCUCUGGUAAAAAAUGUUUUGCUUCUGUUACAGUGGGAUUUGGGGAAGCAGUUCGAUGAAUAAUAAGAAUUGAAGUAUUAUCAAGAUAAAAUUAAUAAUUCCAUUAAAAAAUAUAGCCAAAUAGAAAUCAAUCAAUAACUCACACUUUUCAAAGC
Messenger RNA from Anastrepha ludens (Mexican fruit fly), 419 nucleotides. RefSeq names its product putative gustatory receptor 58b. Lineage: Eukaryota; Metazoa; Arthropoda; Insecta; Diptera; Tephritidae. Gene Ontology annotation, biological process: sensory perception of taste. The transcript is spliced from 2 exons. Gene Ontology annotation, cellular component: membrane. Bases 115 to 327 code for a protein of 70 amino acids. The record is from RefSeq and is a predicted model, not a curated record.